ACAACAUGUUGCUCGUAUCUUCUUUAGGAAAAAUUUUCAGCUCCUGUGCAAGAAAUGCAUUGCGUCCCAGGAGUUUAACUCGCUUUAUGCAUUCAGAAUCUGGAAAAUGUUUGGUGAAUGAUGUUGAAUUGUAUUAUGAAAAAGUAGGACAAGGUUCAAAAGUCCUGCUCUGUCUGCCAGGGGCAAUGGGCUCCACCAGGACUGACUUUGGCCCGCAACUUGACCAACUGAAAGAGAAGUUUACUGUCGUUGCAUUUGAUCCAAGAGGCUAUGGCAAGUCUAUACCACCAAAGAGAGAUUUUCCACUAGACUUUUAUCACAGAGAUGCUGAUGAUGCAGUUGGACUGAUGGAACAACUGGGUUACAGUAAGUACUCUGUGCUUGGCUGGAGUGAUGGUGGCAUUUUUGGUCUAAUCUUGGCUGGUAAAUAUCCGAGCAAUGUUGACCGUCUUGUUGUGUGGGGAUGCAAUGCAUCAGUGACGAAGGAGGACCUUGAUUUAUAUGAAGCAAUAAGAGAUGUUUCAAAAUGGAACCCAAAGAUGAGACAACCGUUGGAAGACCUGUAUGGUGAUGGGGUGCAAGGUUUAUGGGAUGGUUGGAUUGAUAGUUUGACAAGUAUUUUCAACGAAUGUGAGGGCAAUCUUUGCAAGGAGCUUUUACCAAAAAUAAUUUGCCCUACAUUGAUAAUUCAUGGUGAAAAAGACCCCCUUGUUCCAUCAUUUCAUCCGCAAUAUAUUCAUAAGAAUCUGAAAGGAUCCAUUCUACAUCUCAUGCCUGAAGGACGGCACAAUUUACAUCUAAGAUUUGCUGAAGAAUUUAACAAAUAUGUGACAGAUUUUUGUAAAGAAUAA
Dendronephthya gigantea is the source of this 851-nucleotide messenger RNA. Its product is annotated as valacyclovir hydrolase-like. The record is from RefSeq and is a predicted model, not a curated record. NCBI's taxonomy places the organism in Eukaryota, Metazoa, Cnidaria, Anthozoa, Malacalcyonacea, Nephtheidae. The transcript is spliced from 3 exons. Bases 6 to 851 code for a protein of 281 amino acids.